AUGGGUCUAGAGCUUCCAUCCAUCUCAACCUACAAAAGAAUCUUUGAGGAAGUAAGACUCUUCAUAGGGCGAGUCUAUGAGAAACAUCAAAGUCACUUCAUAAAAGAGAUUACAGAGGCCUACCAGAAUGAGGGCGAAUGCGGCUGGGAUAUGGCAGUAGACGGGGCGUACGAUUCUAAGGGACGCAGCGCAGAACUCUGCAAAGUUCUCGCUGUGGACCUGAGAACAAAACGCAUACAUUCUGAAGUCGUAAACCUUCCGAAACAGGCAGGAAGCGGAAGAAUGGAGAAGGAGGGCUUCCACAGGAUGCCGCGCUGGGUGCAAUCAAGGGAUCUCUUUAUCCGCUCGAUUGCAACUGACCGCAGCCCGAUGUACGGGACCGAAAUCAACUCGUACAAUAUGCAGUUCGGUAAGCAGAUUGAGUGGAGGCUCGUGCCAGACAUGUGGACCUUCAUCUUCGGGCGGUAA
Molecule: messenger RNA, 468 nt
Organism: Cylicocyclus nassatus
Lineage: Eukaryota; Metazoa; Nematoda; Chromadorea; Rhabditida; Strongylidae
Source: the annotation of a GenBank genome assembly